AUGAAUAAAGUCCCCGUUCGAGUUGAUGGAAGAUUUAGACUGGGGGACGUACUAGGAUCUGGUUCAUAUGCUGUCGUGUACCGCGCACAAAACAUCAUAAAUGAUGAUGUAGUUGCCAUCAAACUGGAACCCAUCGUCAACAAUUCAUCUUCUCUGCAGUGCAAAUACCACAUUCUGAAACAACUCGAAGGUGGAGUCAGCAUACCCCAUGUACUUUGGUUCGGCAGAGAGUCAAUAUACCAUGCUCUGGCUCUCGAGCUCCUUGGUUCAUCACUGCAUGAUAUAUUCCUUUCGCACGAUCAGAAAUUCAGCCUUCAUACUGUCGUUAAUCUUGGUGACCAACUGCUCUCAUGUCUCGAAUACAUUCACUCGCACAACUACGUCCAUGGUGACAUCAAACCACAGAAUGUCGUGGUGGGUCUCGACGAUUUGAGGCACACUGCCUUUAUUAUCGACUUCGGUAUUGCCAAGGAGUACUGCAACACGUCAACCAGAAUGCACAUACCAUUUCGCCAUGAUCGACGUCUUACUGGCACCCCCGCAUUUGCCUCAAUCAACAACCACCUAGGAGUUGAGCCAGGUCGCUGCGAUGAUCUCGAAUCACUGGCAUAUAUGUUGAUAUAUUUUUUGUGUGGCUCCCUCCCAUGGCUAUCCAAUGACCACGAGAAGACUUCUAGUGCUGCCAUACUCGAGCGCAAAAUAAACACUACCGUUGAAGCCUUGUGUCAUGGAAUUCCUGUCGAGUUCGCGAGUAUUCUCGUUUACUCGCGCUCUCUUGCAUUCUCGGAGGAUCCUGACCAUGGCUAUCUUCGUUUGUUACUGCAUGGUCUUCGUGCCACCCUACCUGCAUCAGCUACACGCUUGCUUGAUUUCAACAAGCCUGAUGAUCUUACCACACAUACUCCUGCAUUCUCUAAUGAAUAUCGGGUGACUGAGGUGACACCCCCAUGUCUGCUGAAGGAAAUGCCUCUUCGCCAAUCAACUCGUAUGUGA
Suillus plorans is the source of this 993-nucleotide messenger RNA. Its product is annotated as kinase-like domain-containing protein. The transcript has 3 exons. The record is from RefSeq and is a predicted model, not a curated record. The coding region runs from base 1 to 993 and encodes 330 amino acids. Lineage: Eukaryota; Fungi; Basidiomycota; Agaricomycetes; Boletales; Suillaceae. Gene Ontology annotation, biological process: peptidyl-serine phosphorylation; signal transduction. Gene Ontology annotation, cellular component: nucleus; cytoplasm. Gene Ontology annotation, molecular function: ATP binding; protein serine/threonine kinase activity.